UGAAAAUAUAAGUACUACUUACGAUAAUACGCUAUCCAUGCAUCAUGUAAUAUAAUUAUAGCCUGUGUUCUCAGAAAGCAGUUACCAGAGAGCAUUGUACAGAACAGACUUCGAUUUUGGAAACGAUAAUGUCGAAUAAACAAAGGCCUACCCUGCCUCCGAAGAGGACAAUUAAUACAAAGCUAUCAACGCCGGUCCACAUCGCUCCUCCGGUAAGUCCAGAGUACUCUCGUUUGACGCCGCAACGGCAUAGUCCUCCUGGAUUUGGAAAUCAUCGAAUAUCAUCGGCCCAGGAACUAUUUAAGAGAAAAAAGAAUGCACAAAAAAUAGACCAUCCAUUGGGUUGGUUACUCAAGAAUCGUCAUGUGAAUGCAAAUUCUCAUAUUCCUCAACGGACGACAAAGACAUCGCAAAAGCUUGUGCUUUUACCAGAAGAUCAUGCUGUUAAUUCUUUCGAAGAAGAUCCUAGUGUUUAUGAAGAUGUAGUACCGUUAAGUUCUUAUAACAUGAUUAAGUCAGAAAACCUUUCGAAGGACAAAAGAGAGGAAUUAGGAUUUCCAAGAGCUACAGCUUAUUCUAUAUGUGACGCCUUUCAAAUACCAAAAGUUAAACAUUUUUUGAGAACAUAUCACAAGGUUAGGCCGAGAAAGUACGAUGAGACCUUGUAUGCCGUUUACCAUUUACCAUUAGUGUAUGGUAGAUCUGAAUCCUGUCGCAUCGCUAGUGGCCCUCCACCACCAAUAGAACAAGAAGAUUCUCCUUCUACAUCCUCUGAUCAAUUACAACAACUAAAUGAGGAAUCCACAUCCACCACCUCUCCGUCCGCAAGUUCAAUCGCUCAAAUGUACCGCAUUUCAGAAAUUUUUGUUUUCUCUUAUGGUGUUAUAGUGUUUUGGAAUUUUUCACUAGGGCAAGAGAAAGAUAUUCUAGCAGAUUUAACUUUUGCAGGAGGAGAGAACUCAUUGAUGAUUAAGCCUUUAGCUGAGGAGGAAUGUGAAGUUGAAGACCUACAUUUUCAUUACGCCCCUCAUACCAAACGACCUCGCAUUUAUAACGAUAUGAUUCAUAUUCCUUCCGCUGAUAUAAAAAUGAAGCUUGUUAUGUCUCAUGCUCUUGCACAGUCCGUCAAGCUUUCCAGAUUUGAACUCCGGACGGAUGUGACAAUGAAUUCAGCGCUAAUAUUCCCUAAAAAGCUAGCUUUAUACGGACACUUGGGCCUCUCUAGAGCGGAAGUUAUUCGAAUGAGCGGACAUUUAUUUCAAUUGCGUGUAGACGUAAAUCUGAUUAGUAAUGUAUUAGAUACGCCAGAAUUUUUAUGGGAUUCUGAACCUUUGCUACUUCCUUUAUACACAGCAUUUCGAGAAUACUUAGAAAUCGGGCCUAGGACGAAUGUGUUGAACAAACGUUGUAAGGUUAUAUUUGACAUGCUCGAUAUCUUUGGGAAAUCGAGUGCCGAUAAGAAAAUGAAUUCCAUUACAUGGAUUAUCAUUAUUCUAAUUACUUUGUUCAUGAUUGUUUUUAUGUUUGAGGUUAUUCUUCGUUUAAAGUUAGCAAAAAGCUAAACUUGUUAAUAAUUAGUUAUUUUAAUUUCAGGAUGGUAUUGAGUUUUUGUUCGGUCUUUAGGUUUCUUACGAAUAGAAUAAAUGUUCCCAUUUUUCUCUUCUGUUAUGACUAAA
This is a messenger RNA of Schizosaccharomyces octosporus yFS286, 1676 nucleotides long. RefSeq names its product Sad1 interacting factor 3. The transcript is spliced from 3 exons. NCBI's taxonomy places the organism in Eukaryota, Fungi, Ascomycota, Schizosaccharomycetes, Schizosaccharomycetales, Schizosaccharomycetaceae. The coding region runs from base 129 to 1562 and encodes 477 amino acids. The record is from RefSeq and is a predicted model, not a curated record.